This is a messenger RNA of Gamsiella multidivaricata, 1191 nucleotides long. Its product is annotated as transcription factor TFIID complex subunit 8 C-term-domain-containing protein. Gene Ontology annotation, biological process: transcription initiation at RNA polymerase II promoter. NCBI's taxonomy places the organism in Eukaryota, Fungi, Mortierellomycota, Mortierellomycetes, Mortierellales, Mortierellaceae. Gene Ontology annotation, cellular component: transcription factor TFIID complex. The record is from RefSeq and is a predicted model, not a curated record. The transcript has 3 exons. Gene Ontology annotation, molecular function: protein heterodimerization activity. The coding region runs from base 1 to 1191 and encodes 396 amino acids.
AUGGACAGUGUCACCGCAGAGGCAACAGCCAAGAAGCUCGUUUCAGUGCUGGCGCUCGACGCAGGCUUCGAAGGCAUCACCGCCUCCGCCCUCGAAUCGCUCACACGUGCCUUUGAAAGCUAUACCCAGCAAAUGUACUCGAUUGCACACUCGUUCGCAGAUCUCGCAGGACGCACACGGCCCGACCUCCACGAUCUUCAACAGGCUUUCGACGACAUGAACGUGAGGCCUACAAGUCUGGCAUCCUAUAUCAGAGCUGCCUCAAAUUCAAGUAUGCAACGCAUCUUUGCAGCCAACUGCUUCAAUGGGCUUCUUUGGGAGCUGAAGAGAACAGCCAUUCACAUAUCUAAUCCCGAUCCGCCAUGUAUGUUUGCAUUCUUCUCACAACUAUUAGAAACGCCAUUGCUUAGAGGGCCACUGCAGGAGACGGUACCAAAACCUCAGAAAAAGAAGGAGAAAAAGACAGUGUUUCUGGAUUCCGAUAUCGAGGAUAAUUCGGACAGCGAUGAUGAAGAGCCAAUGGCGACAUCAACCCCGGGAACCAGAAUCACAGCCAGGACAGUAGUACCGGACCAUCUUCCACCGUUCCCCAGUAAACACUCGUACAAGCAGACUCCCGUGUUUGUGAAACGACCAACAGAUCCACAAAAGAUUCGGGAACUCAACACGGAGCAAUCACGCCUGGUGGAAUCUAAUCUGAAACGACUUAUGGCGGCCGAGAACAAGGUCGCCAUGGCAGCAGCACACAAGGACGGGACGACGGCUGGUGUCACGACAGAUCUCUUGAUCGUCAAGGAAGAGCAGGAACCAGCCGAAAGCGUUGAUCGACGAGCACUUACAAAACUUGAAGCCCUACCCGUAGUCAAUUACGAGCUUUCGAAACGACAGCAGCUAUUGAGCGUCUCCAACCGCGACAGUAGUCAUCGACAGAUACAACAAUUACAUGAGCUGCAGGGGGGUCAUCAUCGCGGAGAGUCAUUGGGCGGUAGCCUGAGUGGCCCUGGAACGGGCGCAGCAGGCAGCGUGUUGAACUUGAAAGCUGAGUGGAGAAAGGAACGGCGGAGGAUGCGCAAAGAGCAGCAGAACGCCAUGGAAGAGAUGGAACAAAAUCUGCAUCAUAAGCGGCUACGGCAGGAGAGUAGCCAUAAUAGUCAGUUGAAACUCGUUAGCAUGGACAUCGAUGCACAGUAG